AUGGCCCACUUUUCUCUGCAGUAUAACAGCUCCAACAACCACAACCACAACCAUAACAGCAUCACCACCAGCUUGAAUAGUCAGUACCGGGCGGCCGCAGCUGGCGGUGGCGGUGGAAAGACCGUUGGGAGGUGGCUGAAGGACAGGAAGGAGAAGAAGAAGGAAGAAAUGAGGGCUCAGAAUGCUCAGCUCCACGCGGCUGUUUCAGUUGCCGGGGUUGUCGCAGCAGUUGCGGCCAUUGCCGCCGCAACCGCCGCUUCUUCAGGCUCCGGCAAAGACGAGCAGAUGGCCAAGACGGACAUGGCGGUGGCGUCGGCGGCCACGCUGGUGGCUGCUCAGUGUGUUGAGGCUGCGAAAGCUAUGGGAGCUGAGCGGGAUCACCUGAGCUUGGUGGUUAGCUCCGCCGUGAAUGUGAGGUCUGCCGGCGAGCAUCAUGAGUCAACAAGAAUCAAAGUGUCAUCGGAUCUGGUCCAAGAACGUCCAGGAGAUAGGAGAAGAGGUUAG
Lotus japonicus is the source of this 504-nucleotide messenger RNA. RefSeq names its product VAN3-binding protein-like. The record is from RefSeq and is a predicted model, not a curated record. Gene Ontology annotation, biological process: leaf vascular tissue pattern formation; auxin-activated signaling pathway; phloem or xylem histogenesis. The coding region runs from base 1 to 504 and encodes 167 amino acids. The transcript has a single exon. NCBI's taxonomy places the organism in Eukaryota, Viridiplantae, Streptophyta, Magnoliopsida, Fabales, Fabaceae.